CAUUUGUGUUGUGACUAUGUAGAAAAGCCGUUGUCCAGAGAACCUGUGUAAAGGGCUUCAUCAUGGCGGUGCCCAUUCUUUCGAGCCAUCUGCCGCAACAUCCAUGUUCGACAAGGAAGGCAUAUUUAAAACGUGGAGUAGUAUCUAGACGAAUUGCGGUUGCUCGCGCGGAGAACAAGGCUUCGGAAGCGGUGGUAUUAGUUGGUGACAUUGGCGGAACAAAUGCGCGCCUGUCGGCGUGGCGGACAGUUCUCGGCAGCACUGCGGCGACUCAACUUUUUGCAAAGGUGUAUCCUACGUCGGAGUACUCCACCUUCGACGCGGUCGUCGAUGCCUUCCUGUCGGAGCCGUCAGUGGGGCAAAGCCCGCCUCAAGCAGCAGCUCUCGCGAUUGCAGGCGCCGUCAACGACAACCGUUGUAACAUGACAAACGUAAACUGGAUUGUGGAUGGGGACCAACUGCAGGCGAAGCACGGCUUCCGAUCCCCCAUACGUGGCUCACCAUUUGUCUCAGCCCCACCUCGGACAACGAUCGAGCUCUCCGACCUGUCGCAACGCAUUCAUGCUGGCAUAAUCCUUUGUGUUGCCCCCAAGUUGCACGUGCGCAUCUCCGUAUGCAACUGUGUGGUCCAGGAAGCGCCAGGCGGUGAUGAAGAGGAGGUGGCACUCCUCAAUGACUUCGAAGCUGUGGGGUAUGGUAUUCCCGCCCUGGAGCCGAAGGACAUGGUGGCCCUAAACGAGACGCCCGUGGCCCCCUGGGGCCCCAAGGUGGUCAUGGGUCCGGGCACGGGACUGGGCGCCGCUCAGCUCAUGUGGGACAGCGGCAUCCAGGCGUACAAGGUGUGGCCCGGUGAGGGCUCCCACGCAACCUUCGCUCCACGCGGCUGGAAGCAGGAGGCUCUAUCGCGCUAUGUCACCAACAUGCACGGCCACUGCGAGAUAGAGCAGGUGGCUUGCGGGAGAGGUCUUGAGCUGAUCUACGAGUUCCUCCUAACGGAUGAGGCCGCGAACCGACCAGAACUGCUGGCUGGCACGAAACUCAAGAAUAAGAAGAAGGCUGCAGAGAUCAGCGCUGCCGCGUUGGAAGGCAGCGAUCCCAUCGCCGUGGAGGCGGUGGAUAUGAUGUUUGCCAUUGUGGGUGCGGAGGCUGGGGCAAUGGCGCUGCGCUGCCUGGCCAAAGGCGGUGUCUACAUCGCGGGCGGUAUCACACCUAAGCUUCUGCCGCGAGUGAAAGCGGGUGCCCUGCUGGAGGGCUUCCUCAUGCGCAAGGGCCGCGCGCCCUUCCACAAGAUCCUGAUUGAGAUACCGUUGUUCGUUAUAACCAACGAACAAGUCGGUCAGAUCGGGGCGCGCGAGGUGGCAAAGAGGCUACUUGCCGGAAAAUAGUCGGUGAUCGAAUGGCAGCACUUGCGCCGUGCCGCCGGUCAAUUGCGCGCGGGGAGCUGGACUGCACGGUAUAAACAAGGCGGAAGGAAAGCGCCUCUUGUUGAUGGCAUGGCAAUAAACCUGCGUCUGGAUGAACUGCCAUGCGCACCUGAUUCCGGCGAGCGUGUAGACAAAAAGCUAGCUAGGCAACAACGUAGGCUGAAGCUAUCCGAGGGUAGUGCGGUGGUUGCGGGAUAGCUCGUGGCAGCGUCGCCACCAGCAAAAACUGCGAUUGUGGUCUAUUGACGUGGUCUGCUGUGUUUGGACGUUUGCGGUAAAUGCCGUUCCUUUCCCACAUGCGUGCAACUGUGUUGCCUGGUGUCUUGUGCUGACAAGCUCUCCCGGCCGUGGCACUUCUGAAAGAUUCUGGUCGCCG
Messenger RNA from Volvox carteri f. nagariensis, 1800 nucleotides. RefSeq lists its product as uncharacterized. The transcript is spliced from 10 exons. Bases 63 to 1385 code for a protein of 440 amino acids. Gene Ontology annotation, biological process: glycolytic process; glucose 6-phosphate metabolic process. The record is from RefSeq and is a predicted model, not a curated record. Lineage: Eukaryota; Viridiplantae; Chlorophyta; Chlorophyceae; Chlamydomonadales; Volvocaceae. Gene Ontology annotation, molecular function: ATP binding; glucokinase activity; D-glucose binding.